Messenger RNA from Aspergillus thermomutatus, 627 nucleotides. RefSeq lists its product as uncharacterized. The record is from RefSeq and is a predicted model, not a curated record. The coding region runs from base 1 to 627 and encodes 208 amino acids. NCBI's taxonomy places the organism in Eukaryota, Fungi, Ascomycota, Eurotiomycetes, Eurotiales, Aspergillaceae. The transcript has a single exon.
AUGCCCGCCAACGAACAAAGAAGUCCGGAGAGUGAUAAACAAUUCAGUCAUUCAGGCUCGACUGCCAAACCAGGCAGCUCCGCAGCUUCGGAAGAUGUGUAUGUUGAGGAUGUUUCUUCUCGCGACUCUGGAUACGACGGCGAUAUUGAGGUGGUGAAACCGUACUCUAUUGAGGAACCGGAGGAUGAUGAAGCUCCUAGGCUCGUCCCUAGACUUGCCAUUUCAGCCGCUUCAAAUGGCGCCGAAUCGUGGCAAGAGGAAUUGGUGGAUUCAAUGCAAGAUCUGCACUGCGACUCGGAUCAUCCUGACUUGCGGCACCGUUCGAGCCACAAGAGAGGCAGAAAGAGGAAAACACCCACCUUCGCAGCUGGAGAUUCGGGGUCUGGUCGGCGACAGCUCUAUGAGGCAGUUCACGAUAUCCAGUACGAAGGACCUAGUGCGAGCCCGAAGAGAUUACGUCGACGAAGCAAAUGCUCGAAAGAAGGGAUAAGAACUACUCUCUCACCACGCAGCUCGAGUGAAACCGAUUCGCCUACGAGCCUUAGUCUGAGUCCUCAAUCCACGGAUGCAAGCGGGAGAAGCCCGAGCAAUAAACCUAACGUCACCGAUGAAAUGGACAUAGAUUGA